Molecule: messenger RNA, 954 nt
Organism: Kogia breviceps (pygmy sperm whale)
Lineage: Eukaryota; Metazoa; Chordata; Mammalia; Artiodactyla; Physeteridae
Gene: TNMD
Product: tenomodulin
Biological process (GO): negative regulation of angiogenesis; negative regulation of endothelial cell proliferation
Source: RefSeq, a predicted model, not a curated record
AUGGCAAAGAAUCCUCCAGAGAACUGUGAGGACUGUCACAUUCUAAAUGCAGAAGCUUCUAAAUCCAAGAAGAUAUGUAAAUCACUUAAGAUUUGUGGACUGGUGUUUGGUAUCCUCACCCUAACUCUAAUUGUCCUGUUUUGGGGGGGCAAGCACUUCUGGCCUGAGACACCCAAAAAAACAUAUGACAUGGAGCACACUUUCUAUAGCAACGGAGAGAAGAAGAAGAUUUACAUGGAAAUUGAUCCCGUGACCAGAACUGAAAUAUUCAGAAGUGGAAAUGGCACUGAUGAAACAUUGGAAGUACAUGACUUUAAAAAUGGAUACACUGGCAUUUACUUUGUAGGUCUUCAAAAAUGCUUCAUCAAAACUCAGAUUAAAGUGAUUCCUGAAUUUUCUGAACCAGAGGAAGAAAUAGAUGAGAAUGAAGAAAUUACCACAACUUUCUUUGAACAGUCAGUGAUUUGGGUCCCAGCAGAAAAGCCUAUUGAAAACCGAGACUUUCUUAAAAAUUCCAAAAUUCUGGAGAUUUGUGAUAAUGUGACCAUGUAUUGGAUCAAUCCCACUCUAAUAGCAGUUUCAGAGUUACAAGACUUUGAGGAGGAUGGUGAAGAUCUUCACUUUCCUACCAAUGAAAAAAAAGGCAUUGAACAAAAUGAGCAGUGGGUGGUCCCUCAAGUGAAGGUGAAGACCCGUCACGCCAGACAAGCAGCAAGCGAGGAAGAACUCCCAAUCAGUGACUAUACUGAAAAUGGAAUAGAAUUCGACCCCAUGCUGGAUGAGAGAGGUUAUUGUUGUAUUUACUGCCGUCGAGGCAACCGCUACUGCCGCCGCGUCUGUGAACCUUUACUAGGUUACUACCCGUAUCCAUACUGCUACCAAGGAGGGCGGGUUAUCUGUCGUGUCAUCAUGCCUUGCAACUGGUGGGUGGCCCGCAUGCUGGGGAGGGUUUAA